Messenger RNA from Gadus morhua (Atlantic cod), 2990 nucleotides. Its product is annotated as ELKS/Rab6-interacting/CAST family member 1-like. The transcript has a single exon. Gene Ontology annotation, biological process: regulation of synaptic plasticity; neuromuscular synaptic transmission; maintenance of presynaptic active zone structure. The record is from RefSeq and is a predicted model, not a curated record. Gene Ontology annotation, cellular component: cytoskeleton of presynaptic active zone. Gene Ontology annotation, molecular function: structural constituent of presynaptic active zone. The coding region runs from base 1095 to 2348 and encodes 417 amino acids. NCBI's taxonomy places the organism in Eukaryota, Metazoa, Chordata, Actinopteri, Gadiformes, Gadidae.
UUCUCCUCCCCCCUCCUCCCACCUCUCCCCUCUCCUCUCAUUUACUCUCCUCCCCUCCCCUCCAGUGUUAUCACUGCUCCCCGGCUGCCUGUGACUCCAGGCUGCAGCCGUCUCUCCCACUGCCGUCUCUCUCAACUACUUUCACUUCUUCCGUUCUCUUCCUGCCUCUUCUUUAACCCCUUCCUAUUAGCUCUGAAACGUCCCAGCUUCCAGACACUUUGUCUUAAUCAUAUUUCUGGGCGGUUGUUGUGAUCCAAAAACGAUUUCCGUUGUAGUGAUUCCAGAUGUGUCAGAUGUGCUCCACGAGGCUGAGGCUGAGGCUGCCUCAACCAGCCGUCAUCCACACACACUCCACAAUGUCAUUAAAGGGCGAGUCACUUGCUCAAAGGCUAGUCUACAAGUAGGCUUCUGAUACAGGGAAUCAAACCCAGGACCUUUCGGCUUGGUAGAACACCCUUACCGCUGGAACUUCCUGCAACCCUUUUGCUACUCACUCGAGAGUGGGUUUUUAGAUUUGCAUUGUUUGUGUUUCAGUCGAUCAUCUCUCAUACGAAGAAACCUGUGUGUGUGUGUGUGUGUGUGUGUGUGUGUGUGUGUGUGUGUGUGUGUGUGUGUGUGUGUGUGUGUGUGUGUGUUGUGGCAACCCGUCUCUGGCACAGCGCCCCUGGAGGCCAAGGGGGCAGGUUGUGGAUGCGGUGUACCACAGAUUUCCGACAGAUAACAUAAGAACAUCGGUGCCAAUCAUUGAGAUGCGGAGCACCUGAGGAGCAGGUGGGAAGCAUGCUUUAAAAAGCAUGCUUCCACACUCAUUCAGGGCUCUCCUGGUUCGCGUGUGCGGAGAGACCAGUCUCGUGGGUGAUGGGAUUCCACCCGGAGGAAAAAGACUGUUGAUUCCUCCAAAGCUGAGUUUUGUUUGGUUUGAUAUUUUUAUAAAUUACUAUUGAAUAAAAGUGCCAUUUUGGCUCCAAGUAAUCUCCAGUUCGUGUGCUUGGAAGGAGGCGGCUCACUCACCAAGCCGGGUUGCCACAUAUGGUGGAGCAUGCAGGCAGCUCGACCAAUCUACGGACCAUUAGUUAAGUAAACGCUGACUUCCAAUGGAGGCAGCUCGACCAAGUUACAGGUUUUCCUUUUCAAUGGAUGAACAAACCCUGAUGCAGAGCCCCAACAGAGCUGCAGCUGCCACCCAGAGAGAAACUGAACUCCAACUCCUCCGAGAGGCGGUCCAACGGCUCGAGCAGGGGCCCACGUUCAAAAAGCAGAUCCAGGAAAGGCCCGAGGAGAAGUGCACCCUGAUCAGGGAGAUCCAGGACCUCAAGGAAAUGCUGGAGGUUAAGGAGCGGAGGGUCAAUGACCUACGGAACGGGAUGGAGAACCUGCAGGAACAGCUUCGGGACAAGGAGAAGCAGAUGGGCAGCCUGAAAGGGAGGGUCAAGUCGCUGCAGGCGGACACCUCCAACAAAGAGAGCGCCCUCACCAGGUUGGUGGAAUCCGUCGCUGAGAAGGAGCAUAUCAUCCGGCGGCUGAAUGAACAAAGGUUCCAGGAUGACCAGGAGAUAGGUGAGGAGCUGGUGGCCAGCAGGACUAUGCUGGAGAAGAUGAAGGUGGAGCACAAGAUGGCCCUGGAGGAGACUGCCGCCAGACACGAGGCCCAAAGCAUGGACUGGUCCCGGGAGAGGGAGGCACUGAAGGCCCAGCUGUUGGGUUUGAUGAAGGAGCUGGAAGAGAACCAGCAGGUCGCCCAACAGCUGAGCUUCAACGUCGGUCACCAGCCCCAGCCAAUUGAGACUCGUCAGGACAGACGGGGAACAGCGCCACCUGGACGGGCAGCCCAGCCGAGGCGACUCAUCCGAGAGGAGGAGAGGCGGGAUCGCAUCCGUCAGGUCCAAGAGAGGGAGGAACGGGAGCACCUGAUCCGCAAGAGGAACUGGCUGGAGGUGGAGAAGCGGCGUCUGGACGCCGAAUGCAUGGAGCUGCAGUUCCUGGAGCGUGAGCAGCAGUGCAUCCGGUUUGAGCGCCGGCGUGAGCGGUACGGGAUCCAGCGGGAGCGAGUCAAGCUGCGCCGGCAGCAGGAGCAGCUACGCUUCGGGCCGGACUACCGCUCUGGCAAGAGGUCCUACAGGUUCCAGGGGGGACACUGGCCGGGGCGGACCAACGCCAACACCCUAUCCAGCCACGACCCGGGUUGCUGGUCAGUCAGAGGUGCCCCGAGCCUUCAUCAAAGGGUGGAGGAGUGUGGCAACCCGUCUCUGGCACAGCGCCCCUGGAGGCCAAUGGGGCAGGUUGUGGAUGCGGUGUACCACAGAUUUCCGACAGAUGGCGCCAGUAAGAACAUCGGUGCCAAUCAUUGAGAUGCGGAGCACCUGAGGAGCAGCUGGGAAGCAUGCUUUAAAAAGCAUGCUUCCACACUCAUUCAGGGCUCUCCUGGUUCGCGUGUGCGGAGAGACCAGUCUCGUGGGUGAUGGGAUUCCACCCGGAGGAAAAAGACUGUUGAUUCCUCCAAAGCUGAGUUUUUCGGUUUGCUUUGUUAGAUAUAUCAUUUAUGAAUGAAUAAAAGUGCCAUUUUGGCUUUAAGUAAGCUCCAGUUGGUGUGCUCAUUGGAAGGAGGCGGCUCACUCACCAAGCCGGGUUGCCACAGUGUGUGUGUGUGUGUGUGUGUGUGUGUGUGUGUGUCUCCCAGCAAGCACUGCUCCUCAGCUCGUGUAGUGUGUAUCCUGCGUGUAGCCUGUAGCGUGUAGGGUGCAGCGUGCAGCGUGUAGUGUUGCGUUUUCUUGAAGAAAGUAGUCCAAUCCUUUUAACUCACUUUAUUUGUUAAAGUAGGCCUAUUUCGGUAUGGUAGCUAUGAAGCAAAAGGGAGGGAAUUGUAUCUAACGCGUAUGAGAGUAAUAUCGUGCAGUACUUCGAGUCCCGGGCUUAGGCCCGGUUCCCUCGGCGGGGCUACCUAUUCGUUCUCACCUAAACCUGAACUCUGCGCUGGUUUCUAUCAAGUGGGC